Messenger RNA from Aphidius gifuensis, 1825 nucleotides. It is a transcript of the gene APP-BP1, whose product is annotated as NEDD8-activating enzyme E1 regulatory subunit. Gene Ontology annotation, cellular component: cytoplasm; nucleus. Gene Ontology annotation, biological process: protein neddylation; DNA damage response; ubiquitin-dependent protein catabolic process. The record is from RefSeq and is a predicted model, not a curated record. The coding region runs from base 181 to 1797 and encodes 538 amino acids. The transcript has 6 exons. NCBI's taxonomy places the organism in Eukaryota, Metazoa, Arthropoda, Insecta, Hymenoptera, Braconidae. Gene Ontology annotation, molecular function: ubiquitin activating enzyme activity; NEDD8 activating enzyme activity.
GAAAUUCAAGUGUGUACACAAAAAUAGAGACCAUUUUCCCAUAUAAAAAAAAAAAUUAAAGCUGAUGUAUGUACACCUUUAAUUAAAUCAUCACCUGACAUCUCCAAUUAAUCUUUCUGCUGAUGAAACAAAAAUCAAAUAACAUUAUUAAUAACAAUUAAUGUAUUAAUAUAAAUAAUAAUGGCAUCACCAGCACCAAAAUCACCUGAACAAACUGAAAAAAAUAGAAAAUACGAUCGACAAUUGAGAUUAUGGGGUGAUCAUGGACAAACAUCAUUGGAAGCUGCUGAUAUUUGUUUAGUUAAUGCAACUGGUCUUGGUACUGAAAUAUUAAAAUCACUAGUAUUACCUGGAAUUGGUGCAUUUACAAUUGUUGAUGGUAAAAAAAUAACACAAGAAGACAUUGGGGCAAAUUUUUUUCUUGAUUCUGAUAGUGUUGGUAAAUCAAGAGCUCAAGUUGCAACACAAAUGUUACUUGAAUUAAAUCGUGAUGUAAGAGGAGAUUUUAUUGAUGAAAAUCCAGAAGAAAUUCUUUAUAAUAAUCCAGAUUUUUUUAAUUGUUUUACAAUUGUUGUUGCAACAGCUGUAUCAGAAAAAACAUUAAUAACAUUAUCAAAAAAAAUGUGGGAAUUAAAUAUUCCUCUAAUUGUUUGUCAAAGUAUUGGAUUUAUUGGAUACAUGAGAAUACAAACACAAGAACAUGCUAUUAUUGAAACACAUCCAGACAAUGAAAUGCCAGAUUUACGUCUUGACAAGCCAUUUGAUACACUCAAAGACUACAUGGAUUCAUUGAAUCUUGAACAAAUGGAUUUAAAAGAUUAUUCACACACACCAUACGUUGUGAUACUCUAUAAAUAUCUACAAAAAUGGAUUGAUGAAAAAGGUGAUGUACCAAAAAGCUAUCAAGAAAAAAAACAAUUGAAACAAAUAAUAAAACAUGAUAUCAGAAAAGAUGAAGAUGGCAAUCCAAUUGAAGAAGAAAAUUUUGAAGAAGCUAUUAAAGCAAUUAAUACGUCAAUUGGAAAAACAACAUUACCAAAAAAUGUCAUUGAUAUUUUAAAUGAUGAUCAGUGUAUUAAUUUAACAGCAAAAAGUUCAUCAUUUUGGAUUAUUGCUAAAGCUAUCAAAGAUUUUAUUGAUAAUGAAGGUUGUGGAAUGUUGCCAGUUAAAGGUGCACUUCCUGAUAUGACUGCUGAUAGUGAAAAAUACAUAUCUCUUCAACAAAUAUAUCAUAACAAAGCAAUGAGUGAUGUUGAAGCUGUUUGGCGACAUACAAUUCGUCUACUUGUUCAACUUGGUCUUCCAUCUGAUUCAAUAUCAGAAAAAGAUGUUAAAUUAUUUUGUCGUUAUGCAUCUGAUAUACAUGUUGAACGUGGCACAUCAAUUGCUGAUGAAUAUGAUCCAAAAACAAUAAAUGCAAAUCACAUUGCUGAACAUUUAGAAAAUCCAGAAAGCAUGAUGGUUUAUUAUGUUGUUUUACGUGGUGUUCAAAAAUUUCAAACUGAAUUUAAUUCAUAUCCUGGUGAAUUUGAUGAUCAUGUUGAACCAGAUAUUGUUAAGCUAAAAGCAUGUAUAUCAAAAUUACUUGGUGAAUCAGGAUGUGGACCACUUGUUAAAGAUGAUUAUGUACAUGAAUUUUGUCGUUUUGGUGGUGCUGAAUUACAUUCAGUAUCAGCAUUUCUUGGUGGUCUUGCUGCACAAGAAACAAUUAAAUUUAUCACCAAUCAAUAUAAACCAAUUCAUAAUACAUUUAUUCAUGAUGCUGUAUCAACAAAUUCAGCAACAUUUUUUUUUUAAUUAAAUAAAUAAUUUAUCAAUAAUUAAU